GGGUCGGGUUGACUGUGGGGUCAGAGUAUGCUGAGUAAAUAGAAGCGCACACGGUCGGGUACUGACCGGCCUGACUCGGGCGAGGACUGGAAUCUAGAAGCUUCCAAUUUCGAAUCUUUUGAAGUGGCCAGUGGAACGAGAUGCCGUUAGGUCGCUAGUGUCCAUCAGGGAGGGCAAUCGACUUGUUCCCUCCCUCGCGCGACAGCGUCUCCUCCGCUCGUGCGCAGCAUCUCCUCCGCGCGCGGGUGGCGUCGCGGCUGCGCUCGCUCGGUGCCGACAUCCCCCCUCGCGACUUGGCGAGGGAGGCAGCGCCCACGGUUGGUGGGUGGGGGGAGGUGCCUGGCAAACUUGGUUUGUUUUGGCGCUCCGCACCACUUUAAGAAGUUGCCUCUCCGCUCUGUGAGCCAUGAAGAAAUUCUCACGCAUCUCGAAGCCCGAGGGUGCGGGUUAUGUCGGAGCUGGAGGUGGAGGAGGAGGAGGAGGAGGCGGCGGCGGCGGCUCGUCGACGGGAAGUGCCGCCAACUACCUGGGCAGAGUGUUCAGCGUGGGCCGUUACCAGGUGACGGUGGAGGAGCUGAUCGCCGAAGGUGGAUUCUCCAUCGUGUUCUUGGCUCGAACUGUCAGUGGUGUACGUUGUGCCCUAAAACGCAUGUAUGUUAAUGAUGCCUAUGACCUGAACAUCUGUAAAAGGGAAGUCACUAUUAUGAAAGAGCUCUCGGGCCAUAAAAAUAUUGUUGGUUAUUUGGAUUGUAGCAUUACAUCAAUUGGUGAUAAUGUUUGGGAAGUGCUUAUUCUCAUGGAAUAUUGCCGUGCGGGACAAGUAGUGAACCAAAUGAACCAGAGGCUGCAGACAGGUUUUGCUGAAACAGAAGUUCUGCAGAUUUUCUGUGAUACCUGUGAGGCAGUUGCAAGGCUACAUCAGUGCAAAACCCCAAUCAUUCACAGAGAUCUUAAGGUUGAAAAUAUUUUGUUAAAUGAUAAUGGAAAUUAUGUACUGUGUGAUUUUGGAAGUGCGACUCACAAAAUUCUCAAUCCACAAGUACAUGGUGUCAGUGCUGUGGAGGAUGAAAUCAAGAAAUAUACAACGUUGUCUUAUAGAGCCCCUGAAAUGAUUAAUCUUUAUGGAGGAAACUCAAUCACAACAAAAUCUGAUAUAUGGGCUCUUGGAUGCUUGCUGUACAAACUAUGUUUCUUCAUUCUACCUUUUGGAGAGAGUCAAGUUGCAAUCUGUGAUGGGAGCUUUACUGUGCCAGACAACUCCAAGUAUUCUCAGAAGUUGCACUGCUUAAUGCGUUACAUGCUUGAACCAGAUCCAACCAAGAGACCUGACAUUUACCAAGUUUCAACUUUUGCAUUUAAAUUGACUGGAAAGGAAUGUCCUCUGCCAAAUAUAUUUAACGUUCCUAUACCAACAGUACUUCCUGAGCCCAUGACCGCCAGUGAGGCAGCUGCCAAGAAGAGUCAAACAAAAGCUAGGCUAAGUGAGGCAGUAGGACCAACAGAGACAUCAAUAGCCCCAAGGAGAAGACCAAAAGCCACUGGUGGUGCUGUAAAUACAAAUGUUUUACCAAUCCAGAAAACGGUAACUCCAAUGAAAACUGUAAUCUCAAGUGCCUGUGGAAACCUUGGCCGAAAAGCCACUGCACGAGCUGAAAAUGGACAUUUCUUUCAUAUGGCUCAGGGGACCAAUCAACAGCAGCACAGAGUCCUGCAGCAGAUACAACAGGGAGACUUGAAGCAACAUCAACUCCAACAGUUGCAGCAGCAACAGAUAGUUAAUUGUCAGACCCAAAAGUAUCCACAGGCUUUGCAGCCAUCAGCACAGCAAUUACAACAGCAACAAUUAAUGAUGCAAUCAACGUAUUAUCAACAGCAGCAAAUGCUUCCCUAUUCAGCUGUGCAGGUAGAACAACAUGAACAGGCAUUUGUACAAUCUCCAGUUGCUGUCCCACAGCAUUCACAAUUUCAGUGCUCACAACAUGAAUACCAAACUACUUCAAUGGCAUUUGUUUCUCCAACCUCACCAAUAUCCCAUCAACCUGCUGGCCAUUAUAGGAUCCAGAGUGAUGUCUCGCAUGGUUUGGCUUUUGUGGUUACUGGCAAUAACUCUAUGCAGCCUGUUGGAACAAUGACAGUUGAAUCUUCCAAUAAAUCAGUUAGGCCAACUUCUUUAGAAAUGGAUGGUAUUCUCAAUUGUCCUCCGCAGAAUAUCAAUAACCCUCCUGACAUGUCUGGAUGGAAUCCAUUUGGCGAGGACAACUUCUCAAAUUUAACUGAGGAAGAGCUGCUUGAUAGGGAAUUUGACCAGCUCAGAUCAUAUAUGAGUGGUAAACCAGAGCAGAGGAGAACAUCUAUCGAGACAGAAAUUGAGCCACAUCCAGUUCCCCACACCCCAGUUAAAGAAGAUUUGUUUGGCUGUAUUCCAUUUGUUUCUGAAGCAGGUUCAAAUGGAAGAAGUGAAGAAAAUGCACCAAUUUCAAGUACUGUUUCAGAGUGUGGAUUUAAAAUUGACAAACUAGGACAUGGUGUCCUGCCACUUAAUUGUCAGAGCAAGGAAGAGAGAAAAAAUGACUCAAAUUUAAUCAUGCAGCAGGACCAUAAUAAGAAAAGUCAAGACUCUGACAGUGAUUUUGAGUCUGACCCACCUACCCCUCAGAGCAGUGAAGAAGAGGAACAAGAGGAGGAGGAGUUCCACAGUGAACAAGGUGAAUUCAUUGAUGUAGAAGCAGAAACCUUUGGGCAGAGGCCUCUGCUAAUGGACUCUGAUGAAGAUGAAGUGGAUGAGGAAGAAAAACACAGCUCUGAUUCAGACUAUGAACAGAAAGAGAUGUAUACUAUAGCAGAACCUGGUUUAGAAUACAAUGCUGAUGCUGAAAGUAUUGCAAGUGCAGAAUCAGCAACAGCUCUCAUCACCCCUCCAGAUUCACCUCAAGUUAAAGGGAGCAUACCAUUACAGGGUGAAGUUGAUAUAUUUGGUGCUGUGCCAUUUGUUGGUUUGCAUCAGCCUGCACAGCCCAACGAAAGAUUGGAAAGUAAAGAUAAUUUUCAGAAGAUGUGCUUCAAAUCAGUCACUCAUAAAGAGCAGGAAGAGUUUGAUGUAUUCAGUAAUGCACCUUUUACUAAGAAAUUACCUCAAACUGUUCAAUAUAGUCAGGGUACUCUCACACAAACACCACCUAUUUCACCUAAUGAUGUAGACAUGUUUGGUUCCACUCCAUUCCAGCCAAUUCAGGCUAUACAGUACACAAAGGAAAGCAACGAGGAUGUGUUUGGGCAUGUUCCUUUUGAAGAGAUCACAGCCAGUCAACUGCACAAGAUGAAGCAACGCAGUUUACAGAAGCUUUCCUCUCGGCAACGGCGUACCAAACAAGAAUCGUCUGGUGGAACUGGCAAGCGACAUCAUGGCACACCAACGACGAUGAGAAAAUCUUCCAAACCUACCUAUAGAACUCCAGAGCGGGUGCGUAGGCACAAAAAAGUAGGGAGGCGGGAUUCACAAAGUAGUAAUGAACUCCUUAAUAUAUCUGACUCUAAAGAGAAUAUUGGUGUGGCGCUUACUGAUGGAAAGGAGAAAUGUCAGUCAUUGCCUGCUGAUGAAAGCCUGCUCGAUCCCUUUGGUGCCAAACCAUUCCAUCCACAAGAACUUCUAAGAAACACUCAGUAUCAAGGGCUAAGUGAUUGUCGAGGAGAACACCUUCCAGUUGCGAACAGAUCUAGACCAGGUUCUGUACAUGGGACAUUUCUCACUGGAGAAGGGCUAACAACAGAUGAUUUUGGUGCAGUGCCCUUUACUGAACUAGUAUUAUGUACUGUUACACAGCAUCACAGUGACUUUGAUCCAUUUGGUGCAGCACCAUUUCCUUCCAAACAGUAAAAUAAGUAGUCUUCCAGUACAACAGAUUCCAUAUGUACAUUGUUCAAAACUCAUUUUCCACCAUAAGGCCUUAUAAACUUUUCCCCAAUGCUACACAAUACCUCCGAGCCAUUGUAGAUGGGGAUAUCCCAGCUGACACUCUCUCUUUCAAUUUUUAUUUCCAUUAUCUGGAAUUAGAUUGUGUAAGAUUUGUUUCAUUCUUAAUUCUACAUUUUACAAAAUUUAUAACUUACUGCAACAAAUCUGUUUUUUUUAAAUUAACCUUAAAUUGUAGUGAAAAUGAUCAUGAUUGUUACAAAACAAGACUGCAACUACCCAUUAACCUUUGAGAUUGAUAUUAGAAAGGGAUUUGAUGCCUUCAGACUAUGGAAUUUGAUUAUGUAAAUUACGUAUUUUGGUUUUUGAGGUGAAGGGUUUCAGAAUGAAUUCCAAUGUGGAAUAUACUCCUAAUCCUCAGACUAGCAUAAUGUCAGAAUAUGUUUUGCUGCUAGUCAAGUGAUCAGAAUAUCCAGCCACAGUUUUAAAAAGUCAAGGCUUAUAUGCUUAAAGCUGGAUUUGAAAUGCCCCUGUAUUUUUGUGUUUUAAAGCUUGUGUUCAGCUAUGCUGCUUGUGUGUGAAUGGAAAUCAAACAUCCAGCAUAUAGUCUAUUUUUAUUGCUGCGAUAAAAGUUUAAAAAGUGCACUUUUCAGACUUGGACUUGAAAGUGAGCAAGUCUCCUUUUUCAUAUUAUUAGUUUAAUUAUAAUUUGUUAAAUCUAUCAUUUGUAUUGAUCACAGUCUGCUUUAUGGUUUUCUUUCCAUUGCUUAACACACUGAGAGC
Molecule: messenger RNA, 4693 nt
Organism: Hemiscyllium ocellatum (epaulette shark)
Lineage: Eukaryota; Metazoa; Chordata; Chondrichthyes; Orectolobiformes; Hemiscylliidae
Gene: bmp2k
Product: BMP2 inducible kinase
Exons: 16
Coding region: 407-3874 (1155 amino acids)
Biological process (GO): protein phosphorylation
Molecular function (GO): ATP binding; protein kinase activity
Source: RefSeq, a predicted model, not a curated record